Molecule: messenger RNA, 1033 nt
Organism: Apis laboriosa (Himalayan honeybee)
Lineage: Eukaryota; Metazoa; Arthropoda; Insecta; Hymenoptera; Apidae
Product: low molecular weight phosphotyrosine protein phosphatase-like
Exons: 7
Coding region: 213-953 (246 amino acids)
Biological process (GO): protein dephosphorylation
Cellular component (GO): cytoplasm
Molecular function (GO): acid phosphatase activity; non-membrane spanning protein tyrosine phosphatase activity
Source: RefSeq, a predicted model, not a curated record
ACAGUAAAAAAGUCAUGACUGAAAAAAAAAGAGUACUUAUGAUUUGUUUAGUAGUAAUAUGAUUUUUAUUUAUAGGAAAUCUUUGUCGUUCUCCUAUAGCAGAAGCAGUUUUUAAUGAUCAAAUAAAUAAGUUAGGCUUAAGUGAUUCAUGGGAAGUAGAUAGUGCAGCUAUUAUAGGAUAUCAUAUAGGUAAAAACCCAGAUCAUAGAUCUAUGUCUAUAAUAAAAGAAAAAGGUAUCACCAAUUAUUCUCACAAAGCACGGCAAAUCACAAGAGAUGACUUUAUUAAAUUUGAUUGGAUACUUGCAAUGGACAAUAGUAAUAUUCAAUAUUUAAAUACUAUGAAACCUCCUAAUACUACUGCUAAAAUUGAACUUUUAGGAAAAUAUGAUCCUCGAGGAGAACUUACAAUUCGAGAUCCUUAUUAUGAUGUUGACAUUGCUGGAUUUUAUAAGGUAUAUGAACAAUGUUUGCGAAGUUCAAAAGCAUUUUUGGAAAAACAUAAAAGAAAUAGUUGUCGUUCUCCUAUAGCAGAAGCAAUAUUUUAUGAUGAAAUAAAAAAAUUAAAUCUUCUUAAUUCUUGGGAAGUAGAUAGUGCUGCACUUUUGAAAUAUCAUGUAGGUAACAAUCCAGAACCCAGAGCUAUGUCUACACUUAAGAAAAGAGGCAUUGUAUAUUAUACUCACACAGCAAGACAGAUAACAAAGGAAGAUUUCUACAAAUUUAACUGGAUAUUUGGAAUGGAUAAUAGAAUAGUUUAUGAUCUAUUUCAAAUGCAACCAGAAGAUAGUCAAGCAAAAAUUGAACUCCUUGGAAAAUAUGAUCCAAAUGGAGAGUUAAAUAUACAAGAUCCAUUAUUUGAUAAUGAUUGUGUUGGGUUUGAAAAAGCAUUUGAACAAGCUGCAAGAAGCAUAAAAAUAUUUCUAAAUCAACAUAAGGAUAUAUAUUUAUAAUGUUAUAUUUACAUACUAAUUUAAUAAAAAAUAUAUUUUUUUAUUAUUUCAUUUUGAAAUAGUAAGAAAUAAUUUAUUUU